AUGCAAUUCUGCAGUUCUCUUCUGCUGCCCCUUGCGGCGAUAUUUUACCUCACCGCAGCCUCUCCAAGCGGAGGCUCUCAUGGGCGUAAAUGCAAAAACGUUCGUUCACUCACCGUCCCAGGCGCUGAAGUGGUUUCAAUCUCUACGGCCGAGCUUCAACAUGGCAAGGUGUGUUCCGUGAACGUGACCCUGACUCACCCUGGUGUGGACGACCAGGUAAAGGUCUGGGUCUGGCUUCCGGCAGCUAAGGACUGGAACGGGCGUUUCCAGGGAGUGGGUGGAGGUGGUUGGACUGCGGGACAGGGCGAAGUCGACCUCGUGGUGCCCGUGAGCCAGGGGUAUGCUGCGGCCUCGACCGACGCCGGCGGCCAGGACUUCUUCCCUGAAGGAGCGGACGGACCGAACCUUGGUCUGCUGAACGACUUUGCAUCGCGAUCCUUGCAUGAGAUGACGCUUGUUGGCAAGCAGCUGGCAAAGAGUCUAUACGGGCGGGAGCCUCAUCAUUCGUACUGGAACGGCUGUUCAACCGGAGGCCGCCAGGGCCAUAUCCUGGCCCAGAAAUACCCAACUGACUAUGAUGGCAUUCUUGGAGCAGCUCCUGCGCUGUAUUGGCCAAGCUUCAACCUCGCGCUCUGGUGGCCCGACUUCGUGAUGCAGCAUGUGGGUGUUCUGCCCAGCCAAUGCGAGCUGGCAGUGUUCCAAAAGGCCGUGAUUGACAAAUGUGACGAGCUGGAUGGAGUUAGAGACAGGAUCAUUGGGAACGUCGCGGCCUGCGAAUUCGACCCCAUCUCGGUGGUUGGCACCAAGGUUGAAUGUUACGGCAAGCAGAUCACCAUCUCCGACAAGGUCGCGCUCGUGGUCAAACUGGUGCACCAGGGGCCUCGGUCUCCGUCGGGCUUCCAGCUUUGGGAUGGCUAUGACUACGGCUCGGAUUAUAGCUUCAUCCUGCGGACUCUCACCGACGAUGAUGGCGAGACAACAUUAUUCGAGGAGCCCUCGUUGGGCACGUGGAUUCGCGUCUUCUUGAAGAAAGAUCCUGAAUUUGACCUCAAGUCGAUUAAAACCCUGGAAGAAGUGACGGAGCUCUUCGCAUCUGCACACUCCCAGUACGGGGGGAUGAUCGGGACCGAUGACCCUGACCUAUUACACUGGCCGCCCUGUUUCGGCCGGACGGUCGGGCGGUCACCACUAAAAAACGUCAAUUCUGCCAGGGGGAGGUGUCAAGGGGGUAUCGCGCCAAAUCCAUCCCACCAGCACAUUGCCUAA
Aspergillus calidoustus is the source of this 1266-nucleotide messenger RNA. NCBI's taxonomy places the organism in Eukaryota, Fungi, Ascomycota, Eurotiomycetes, Eurotiales, Aspergillaceae. The record is from the annotation of a GenBank genome assembly.